Electrophorus electricus (electric eel) is the source of this 2616-nucleotide messenger RNA. RefSeq names its product glutaminyl-peptide cyclotransferase-like a (gene qpctla). The record is from RefSeq and is a predicted model, not a curated record. Gene Ontology annotation, molecular function: glutaminyl-peptide cyclotransferase activity; zinc ion binding. Lineage: Eukaryota; Metazoa; Chordata; Actinopteri; Gymnotiformes; Gymnotidae.
AAUGCAAAAAAAAAAAAAACAGCUGCGCGAAGUAUGGAAAAUGUCGAUAUGAAACAGAUGCCAGAUUUGUGCCAUUUUACAAAUUUUUUACAUUUUUAGAACAUGUUCGCAAAAAGUACGUAUGGUCACCCUUCUAUAAGACUGAAGAGCGGAAGUGUGGUAGCGCUACAGAGAGCAGGUACAGCUGUAACUAACCCACGGUAUGGGAGCACGCUAGUCGAAUAGCUACAUAUGGGAAUGGAGAAUAAAAUCCGUUGCUAAUUCAGCUAUUACCUCAUGACUGUCUCUUGUUAAUGGCACCUCAAAUGCUGAUGGUACUGUUUACUUAAAUAAGUGAGCCUUUGGCUAUUUAGCUAGCUAGAUAAGGUACUCGGACGGUGUUAGCUAGCAUAGCUAACCUAGCUCUUGCAGACUAGAUAACAUAAGUAAGUUAGCUAGCAAGUUGAACGAGUUACUGUUUGUACCUACCCUCUUUCUUUCUUUUUAGCCGACAUCCAUAUUGAAAACUAGGACCUUCUUUAUAUCUAACUUUUUUAAGUCUUAAAAGGUUGGCCAUGUAAUUGACUCCUAAUGUCACCUGCCCUGUGUGAAGCCGUUAGUCUGGACAGUUUUGACGGAUCUACCACGUCUUCGGAGAGGCCUCAGAGUUGGUAACUAGCCAGCUAAUGACACUGGAACACAGAUGUGUGCCGCUGUAACAGAGACAUGCUGUAUAAAGAAAUGCCUAACGCUACGUGGCGUGUUCAGUAUUUUGUCGUAAUGUUUCAUCGCGCCAGUUAGCUAACCUAGCAAGGUCGCUGAAAAAGUCGGCAGUUAUCGCCAACCACUGACGUGGGGUUUUGGGCACGCGUCAAAUCUCGGCUGAAGCUGGAAACUCGCAGAGGUGACAGACGAAAGACCCUCCGCGUCUCCGCGACGAAAAGCUAGUAACUUAACGGGACUUUUUUUUAAGUAUGUCCAAAAGCAGCCGAAGAUACAAGGCUUUGCAAGGGAGCAAUGGCAACGCUGCGUCCGGCUGUGCGCGGACGAGAGUGGCCCGUGCUCGCGUGUUGCUCUUCUGCCUGUGCUGCGUGCUGUCGCUGGCCUUGAUCCUGGGCUGGUACCUGUCCGGCGAGACGGCCGGCGUCGACCUCCGAACCCGGGCUGCUGAUUUAUUGAAGGACAAGGUCUCCCACAAGCCCAGGAAGUGUUCCACGGCACAGGUGCGCAGGCUGGCCAGCCAGGUGGACAGGACUCGUCUGUGGGAGAGCCAGCUGAGGCCCAUGCUGGUGGAGCGGGUACCGGGCACGGCAGGAAGCCAAGCUGUAAGGCGGCACAUCACCAGCCAGCUCAGGUCCCUCUCCGCGGGGUGGACGGUGGAGGAGGACUCAUUCGAGUCGGCCACACCAAAAGGCACCGUGGUCUUCAGCAACGUGCUGGCUGUUCUGGAUCCCACCGCCCCACGCAGGCUCCUCCUUGCCUGCCACCACGACUCCAAAAUCAUCCCUCGCGACCCUAAAGAGCCGCAGCGGGCGUUUGUGGGCGCUAGCGACUCGGCCGUGCCCUGCGCCAUGCUGUUGGAGCUGGCGUCGGCGCUGGAUACGCAGCUCCGAGCCCUGAAGCAGCAGAGGUCAGUAAUCACUCUGCAACUCAUCUUUUUUGACGGGGAGGAGGCCUUCGAGGAGUGGACGGACAAAGACUCCCUCUACGGCUCCCGCCAUCUCGCUGAGCUCAUGAGCCACACACCUCAUCCGCCUGGCUCCACACACACCACGCAGCUGCAUGCAGUGGAUCUGUUUGUGCUGUUGGACUUACUGGGCGGUCCAGAGCCCCUGAUCGUCAGCCAUUUUGAUAACACAGCCCGCUGGUUCGACCUCCUGGUUGCUGCAGAGGCAAGACUGCACCGACAGGGCCUCCUCUCCUCCCACCCCUCCGAACAGAGCUACUUCAGGAAGGACUUUUACCUGGGCCCCGUGCAAGACGACCACAUUCCCUUCUUACAUCGAGGCGUGCCAGUGCUCCACAUCAUCCCCACGCCGUUCCCUUCCUUCUGGCACACGCUGAAGGACACGGAGGAAAGCAUGCACAGGCCUACGGUGGAGAACCUCACCAAGAUCCUGGCCAUCUUCCUGACCGAGUACCUGCACCUCUAACCUCUGCUUUCGCACACACGACUUUUCGACACGCAGGCGUGCGCAGCAGCGAACGCUGAUGGUACUUCAUCAGCUGGUGACCAGCAAGCAGGGCGUCGUGCACAGGAGUGCGCCGCACAGACUUUUUGAAUGCAUCAUUUUAUUUAUCUGCUGAAGCAAGCCAUAGGUCACAAUGACCAUGAACCUAGCUGCUUUGCACAACUCGAAACCGCAAAGCCGUCGCCUCGGUCUGUUACUGCACCAGUCCGUGCAGGAUGAGACAGAGCCAUUGUUGAUGAGACUCGCUACCAAAGACCACACUCAUCAUCUAGUCAUCAAGUGGAUCUGACUUAUUUCAACAGCCUUGAACUUAAAAUCUUUGCAUUUGAGCCAUUGGUCACUAACCCCUUGCACUGUAUGUGCAGGUGAGCAGUGCUGGUUAGUUUCAGUUGUACUGUGUUAUAUAUUUUAGUAUCUGAAUAAUAAAGUCCUGUUAAGAGCCGAA